UCCGGUCUGAAAGUUUGCGAUCGGCACGAGUCAGCACCAGGUUGUUCUAAACACCACAAUAUCACAGGUCUCGGCUGGCUGUAUUCAUCCACAGAGAGACACAAAAAUACCUGUCAGGUAAAGCAACACAUGCGGUAUUGAAAUUCUCUACGAAGACGAAAUCGGGACUUCCCGAUUAAACUGAAAAGUUUUGAUCACUCGGCUCGCGUGCACCAACAACAACAUUCUCCCCCACGUGUGCUGGUGAUGCUGACUUCUUAACGAGCAGGAUGGAAGUGGAGCUGGUGGGUCAUAAGAAGAAGAAAAAGAACAAGAGACAUCUCACAGCAGAAUUGCCAGAAGCUACCGAUUCACACCCCACACGUGAUGUAGAAAGCGUUCACGAGAAGCAGAACAAGAAAAAGAAGAAAACCAAAGAAAGUGGGAGUGGCGAUGGCAGGACAGCCGAGCUUCAGGCUGAUGGGGCUGAGAGAAUGAUGAAGAAGAAAAGUAAACAUAAAGGAGAGAAGGUGGACGUGAACUCCGCGAUGCUGGAGGACAGUAGUCGUCAAGAGAGAGAGGAGACGAAAAAGAGGAAGAAAAGAAGAAUCGAGGAGACUGAACAUCUCGAGCGGGACAAGAAAAAGAAGAAAACGAAAGUUAGUGGUAGUGGCGAUGGCAGCUCCUGGUUUCAGGCUGAUGGGGCUGAAAGAAAGAUGAAGGAGAAGAAAAUGAAACACAAAGGAGAGAAGGUGGAGGAGGACUCAUUGGUGAUGGAAGAGGACAGCAGUUGUCAAGAGAUGGAGGAGACGAAAAAGAGGAAGAAAAGAAGAAUUGAGGAUACGGAGCACCCAGUAGAAAGAGAAAAGGGUGCAGAGGUGACUGUCACACCCCUGCAGACAAGCGGUGAAGCAGCAGCAGGUCAGAAACCUGCGAAGAGGAAUUCUGAAAAGCCAAGGAAGAGAACAGAGACGUCACCUGCUACAGGCACACAGCCACACCCAGGCAAAGCACUAAAAGGAAAAUUCUAUGGGCUGAACAAGGAAGCCAUCUUGCAGGAGAUCAAGGAGUACAUGCCUACCACGGUCACAGAUUCAGAAAGUAUAUAUCAGUUCAAAAUGUAUGAUCUUCCUCGUUUCAGGGAAUUUAAGAAGCAAGGUAUCCCGAUACGGACAAGGAAGUUUACUCAGGCUGAGAUCAAGCGUCUCAAACAGAAUGUGAGGGACUUCCUGGCUCUAUCGGGUAUAGAGAGUGAGACUAAGCUCUUCAUGCCUCAUCGCUUCCCAGACGAAAAGGACAUUCGCAGGCGGAGGAGGAAGCUGGGAUUCAUCAUGUGUUUGUGUGAAGGGAUACCACGCCCCUCCCUCAGUAUACGACAUCGAGCUAUGCAUCUGUUCAACCGGGAGAAUUUCUUGGGCAGGUUCACAGACAAGGAGAACCAUGACUUACUAAACCUGUACAAACUGCAUGGACGUAAAUGGAGUCUCAUCUCCGAAAAGAUGGGCCGCAGUCCAUCAUCAGUGCAUGGACGUUUUCAAGUGAUGUGUGAGGCUCAUGGGCCAUGGACAGAGGAGGAGCUUAGGAUCCUGCUGACAAGUGUUUGGCAGUAUCUGCUGAAGCGGGCAACACCAGGUGAGGAUGGCAGCAUCGGCUCUGCGGUCGUCAAAAAAGUGGAUUUGUACAAGCGACUUCCCUGGAUGAAUGUGAGCAAGCAGGUUCAGACUCGUAGUUGGUUCUACUGCAGGAGAAAAUGGAUGACCUAUCUGACAGGUAAAAUGAGAACCGGCAGCAUCAUCAAAGGCAGGAAGACACUUGAGAGUCAAAUCCAGCUGAUCAAAGCGAUCAAUGAAAUGGUUGUGGAAGACGCAGCAGACAUUGUGUGGGAUGACCUCACUCAUCUGUUUGGGAACGCACACCCGGCCUAUUUACAGAUGAGAUUCCACCAACUGAAAGUAGCCCAUGUACCAGGAUGGAACACCAUGGAGGACUUCUGUGAUGUCAUCGACCACCUGUACGAGAAGACGCUUCCUCAACUGGAGGAGGAGCUGAAGAACUGCAGAGAGGAGGAGGAGGAGCCAACUGAGGAGAGAGACUCCUAUAGGCUGUCUGAGAUCUUCCCUGACCUCUGAUAGGCUGUCUGAGAUCUUCCCUGACCUCUGAUAGGCUGUCUGAUGAGGAGGGGGAGGGGCCAACUAAGGAGUGAGACUCCUAUAGGCUGUCUGAGAUCUUCCCUGACAACUGACUCAUUGA
Messenger RNA from Engraulis encrasicolus (European anchovy), 2229 nucleotides. RefSeq names its product transcription termination factor 1-like. Lineage: Eukaryota; Metazoa; Chordata; Actinopteri; Clupeiformes; Engraulidae. Gene Ontology annotation, molecular function: chromatin binding. The record is from RefSeq and is a predicted model, not a curated record. Bases 270 to 2108 code for a protein of 612 amino acids. The transcript is spliced from 2 exons. Gene Ontology annotation, biological process: termination of RNA polymerase I transcription. Gene Ontology annotation, cellular component: nucleolus.